Messenger RNA from Darwinula stevensoni, 1551 nucleotides. NCBI's taxonomy places the organism in Eukaryota, Metazoa, Arthropoda, Ostracoda, Podocopida, Darwinulidae. The record is from the annotation of a GenBank genome assembly.
AUGGAGCAGGUGAAGGAGUGUGAGGGACCUCAGAAUGACACCGACUUCGACGAGAAGUUCUUGUCUCGGUUUCAUCCCUCGGAAGAUCACAUCAUCGGCUCCAUUCUGCUCUGCUUGGGGGUGAUGUCCCUCGUGCCAAACGGGAUGGUGCUGCAUUCAUUUUGGGAGACGAGAAAGCAACUUAAGCCACACGAGGUCUUCCUUCUAAAUCUGACUUUCUUCGAUGGCCUCACUGUUCUCCUUGCCUAUCCGACUGUCAUCACUUCGUUCUUUCUGCAUCGAUGGCCCUUCGGAUCACUCGGUUGCAGUAUCGACGCGUCCUUGGUAUAUUUCACUUCCCUCGUUGGGAUGUUUUCCUUAACUGCGAUCUCUAUCAUGAGGUGCAUCAAGACCUGUAAACCACAUUACGGAGACAGGUUGACCAGUGGUCUGGCGUGGAAAUGGAUGUGGUUCAUCUGGGGAUAUGCUGGAACCUGGACCGUCAUGCCUUUACUCGGAUGGGGUCGAUACGACGUGGAACCCUAUGGCCUCUCCUGCACUCUCGACUGGUGGGGUAGUGACUUAUAGCACCCAGGGCACGGUCCAUCCAGGGAGAAAACUGUGAAAAAGAAAGUUGCUUGGAAUGUGAAAAAUGCCAUUUAUCAGCACUCUAUGGUUUCCGUUGCAGCGGCUUCUUCUGAUUCGAUAGCUGGGUCGAAGGCAGCAGAUCGAGGAUACGCCCCAUCCCUGAAUGCCUUGAGACGGGUUGCUCUAAGGAAAAGAACAGAAAUUCCUGCAUUGCCACCCACAGUCGCAGACCUUCAGGUUGACGGUAGCUACCGCUGUACAAUGGAGGGUGUGGACUGGCUCAUUCAUGAUCAUUUGUACAAUGCCCUUCGGAUGAUGAUUUUCGCCACCCCGAAGAAUUUGGAAUACCUUCAGCAUGCAACCACUUGGUACGGCGAUGGGACGUUCGGAAUUGCACCGCGAGCACGGGAUGACGUGGAAGACGUCCAGAAAGUACUUGCUGAAUUGGAAACAACCAUGCCAUCUGAAGCCAAACCUGUUGGGCAGUAUUUCCGGGAAACUUACGUCGAUGGAAGAAGACGACGGGGCAGAGCCAGAGAUGAGGUUGUCUAUCCACCGCAGCUGUGGAAUGUUCGAGAUCGAACCCUCUCCAGGAACAGAUCACAUGUAAUAAGCGCCAGCAUAUGCUGCUGUCUUAUUCCUGGUGGGAUCAUGGUCUACUGCUACGUCACUCUCAUUUUCUCGAUUAAAACUGCAAGCAAAUGUAUCCAGAAUGCCAGGGUCCUGAAAAAGGCCGCUUCCAGGGAGAGAUCUCUCACUAAGGUAGUGGCGACCCUUUGUCUAAGCUAUUGGGUGGCAUGGUUGCCCUACACGUGUGUAUCUCUGAUCACUGCCUUCGGUGGAAAGUCAUCGCUGGACCCUAUGGCAACCGUGAUCCCAGUCAUGAUGGCCAAAUCAUCCUUCGCCAUCAAUCCCAUACUCUACGCUUACAUGAGGCUCUGGAUCAAGAAAGAUUGGGUUCAGGAUGAAAAGACUGGGGAUUAA